AGUGCCGUGGCCGAGUUUCUAAAUCAAGAUCUUCUGAAGAAAUUGACUGCAGAUGACGUGUUUAUGACCGUUGGAUGCAAACAAGCCAUCGAGCUUGCAAUUGAAAUCUUGGCUACACCGAAAGCCAACAUCUUGCUUCCGAAGCCGGGCUUUCCAUGGGACAUGGUCCACGCAAUCUACAAUAAAUUUGAGGUUCGUGAAUAUACUUUCCUCCGUGAAAAGAACUAUGAGAUCGACUUUGACAGCGUACGUUCGCUUGUGGACGAGAACACCUGUGCGAUACUUAUUAUCAACCCACACAAUCCUAAUGGGAACACGUACUCUGAAGCUCAUCUUAAGCAGCUGGCUGAGUUGGCUCGGGAACUUAAGAUACUGGUGGUUUCUGACGAAGUUUUUAGAUGGACUGUGUUUGGGAAUAAACCCUUUGUUCCCAUGGCGAAAUUCUCGUCGAUCGUACCUGUGAUCAGUCUCGGUUCUCUAUCGAAGGGAUGGAGUGUACCCGGAUGGCGAACCGGCUGGCUCGCACUGCACGAUCUAGAUGGUGCCUUUCAAUCCAAAAAGAUCACAAGUGCUCUUAAGAAUUUUCUGGCGAUAGAUAAUAAACCACCAACUGUUAUCCAGGCCGCUAUUCCCACCAUCUUGGAGAAAACUCCUAAAGAGUUCUUCGAGAGGAGGAAGGCUUUUCUGAAAGAGAAAGCGGACUUUGCAUUUGAUAAGCUCAAAGACAUACCAGCCCUAACCUGCUACUUGAAAACUGAAGCCUGCACCUUCUUAUGGACCGAGCUGAACUUGUCAAUGUUUGCCCACAUUAAAAAUGAUGAAGAAUUCUGUGAAAAGCUUGCUAGUGAAGAAAACCUCGUCCUUUUACCAGGGAUUGCUUUUGGUCUGGAGAACUGGGCGAGGCAUUCUAUCGACAUGGAUAUUUUCGCUUUGGAGGAUGCAUUUGCAAGACUGAAGAGCUUCUGUGAUCGCAAUUGUUAUUGAAGCUUCAGUCAAAGACGUCAAUUGUGUCAAGUAAAAGGGUCAAUAUGAAUCUUUGCCUAAGUCUGUUUGCAUAUGCUAUAAAAAUAAACGUGUGUUGUAUCGUACUUGUAUUAAAUAAAAUUGGUGUACUUAUCACCAACCAUGUGAUGUUUUCUCAUAGUUUGCAAUAUUCUACUAAAAAAAUUGGUGUACUUAUCACCAACCAUGUAGAGCAAGAUUAAUGGGGGUUCAUAUAUUGGAUACUUAUACACUGUUUGAAUU
Molecule: messenger RNA, 1245 nt
Organism: Camelina sativa (false flax)
Lineage: Eukaryota; Viridiplantae; Streptophyta; Magnoliopsida; Brassicales; Brassicaceae
Source: RefSeq, a predicted model, not a curated record